Messenger RNA from Micromonas pusilla CCMP1545, 441 nucleotides. RefSeq lists its product as uncharacterized. The transcript has a single exon. Bases 1 to 441 code for a protein of 146 amino acids. The record is from RefSeq and is a predicted model, not a curated record. NCBI's taxonomy places the organism in Eukaryota, Viridiplantae, Chlorophyta, Mamiellophyceae, Mamiellales, Mamiellaceae.
AUGAACGUGGACACGAUCUCGGGCGCAGAGCGUUUAAAAUGCAACGGCUGUUCAGAAUGCGUUUCGUUCAAGUGUGCAUUCACGACGAGCGACACGUCGAAUCCGGACGUGAUGUUAUUUUGCGCAGCGUGCGGAUGUGAGGUGAGACUGCUUCCCGUACGACCCCACGCACGCGUUCAACGUCGAUCCUUAAGGAUUUUCUCUCUUUUCUUCUCCCAGGCGGGUGCGCACGAGAUAUCCAAGGAUUGGGAGCGGCGUCGCGCGGAGGAGGAGACGUGGCGUCGCGCGGAGGAGGAGCGCACGGCGCGACGGCGAGACGCGUACGCCCGCUGCGACGAGAGAGGCGCGGGCGGCGGCGGCGGCGCGUCGCGACUGCCGGCAUCGGACCAGGUGACACUGCUUCCCAUACGACCCCGUUCCGUGUUGUGCGGGGUUUCUUGA